AGAAUAGUUUGGCCAGUACUCUAAAUACUAGAAAGUAAGGGGAUGUUGUUGUAAUUUAAUUAGCAUGAAAAGUGGUGGUGUCAAAGUAAAUAAUUAUCAGCCAAAAUCAUACCUCACGCAAUCUCUCAUUUGCACUCCGACGGCUGUCUCUACUCCGGCUCAGGAAUUACUGACCUCUAAAUUAUCGAAGAGCAGCCAAAAUGUCUCGAAAAGGACUGAUGGAGCAGGACCUGAGCAAGUUGGAUGUAACGCAGCUGCAUCCACUUUCUCCUGAAGUGAUUUCUCGUCAGGCUACGAUAAACAUUGGUACCAUUGGCCAUGUGGCUCACGGAAAGUCAACAGUUGUAAAAGCUAUAUCUGGUGUGCAGACUGUUCGUUUUAAGAAUGAGCUAGAGCGUAACAUUACCAUCAAGCUUGGAUAUGCUAAUGCCAAGAUUUACAAAUGCGAAGAAGAGCGCUGCCCUAGACCCAUGUGCUACAAGGCAUAUGGAAGUGGAAAAGAAGACAGUCCCAUGUGUGAUGUCCCUGGUUUUGAGAGCUGCAAGAUGAAAUUGCUGAGACACGUGUCUUUUGUUGAUUGUCCUGGUCAUGAUAUUCUCAUGGCGACAAUGCUUAAUGGAGCUGCAAUUAUGGAUGGAGCAUUACUUCUUAUUGCUGCUAAUGAGAGCUGUCCCCAGCCUCAGACUUCUGAACAUUUAGCUGCUGUUGAAAUUAUGCGCCUCCAACAUAUAAUAAUUCUUCAAAAUAAGGUUGAUCUUGUUCAGGAAAAUGUUGCCAUCAAUCAGCAUGAAGCUAUUCAGAAAUUUAUUCAGGGGACUGUAGCAGAUGGUGCCCCAGUUGUACCAAUCUCUGCUCAACUGAAGUAUAACAUUGAUGUUGUUUGUGAAUAUAUUGUGAAAAGAAUUCCGAUUCCAGUGAGGGAUUUCACUUCACCACCAAAUAUGAUCGUUAUUCGGUCAUUUGACGUUAAUAAACCUGGUUUCGAAGUUGAUGAUAUCAGAGGUGGCGUUGCUGGUGGCAGUAUUUUAAAGGGUGUGUUGAAGGUAAAUCAAUUGAUUGAGGUUCGUCCAGGUAUUGUUGUCAAGGAUGAAAGUGGCAACAUUAAAUGUACCCCCAUAUAUUCAAGAAUCGUGUCAUUGUUUGCCGAGCAAAAUGAACUACAAUUUGCCGUCCCUGGAGGCCUUAUUGGAGUUGGAACAACCAUGGAUCCAACACUGACACGUGCUGAUCGAUUGGUGGGACAAGUUCUUGGGGAGGUUGGGUCACUUCCUGAAGUGUUUGUCGAACUAGAGGUGAAUUUCUUUUUGCUCCGUCGUCUUUUGGGUGUGAGGACAAAGGACACAGAAAGGCAGGGUAAAGUUUCGAAGUUGGCAAAGGGAGAAAUCCUUAUGUUAAAUAUAGGGUCUAUGUCAACUGGGGCUCGGGUUGUUGCUGUUAAAAAUGUGUUUGCAAAACUGCAAUUGACGUCCCCAGUGUGUACCAGCAAAGGUGAAAAAAUUGCUCUUAGCCGGAGAAUCGAGAAACAUUGGCGUCUUAUUGGUUGGGGUCAAAUCCAAGCCGGUAUUACUCUUGAUAUUCCACCGUGCCCCGUCUAAGUGAAUUGAAUUAGUCAGUUACUGAAAGAACACAGGGAUUAAAUAGUGAAACAGCGUAAGACGGUAUUAGAUGUGGGAAGGCAGGCAGUUGCUGGGAACAAUUUUUGUCAAGGUGGAGGAGAAAACAUCAUUUGGAGUUUUCAGUACUUUAUGAUCACCAAUAUUUUACUUUCCCUGCUUGUGACAUUUUUCUUUCUCCCUCUCAUUUUCUUUGCCUUGUUUGAGUGGUGUUGUACCUUGUAAUUCACUAGUUCGGGUGGAUGUUAAAUUGAGUUCCAUCGGAAAUAUUGAGCUUGCGGCAGAAUUUGAACAACCUUGUAUUGUCUCUUGCAGUUUAUAAUUGUUAUGCAUCAUCUGCCACUGAAAUGCAGAGAUUUUCGAAGACCAA
Lycium ferocissimum is the source of this 1983-nucleotide messenger RNA. Its product is annotated as eukaryotic translation initiation factor 2 subunit gamma-like. The record is from RefSeq and is a predicted model, not a curated record. Gene Ontology annotation, cellular component: cytosol; eukaryotic translation initiation factor 2 complex. The transcript is spliced from 9 exons. The coding region runs from base 201 to 1595 and encodes 464 amino acids. Lineage: Eukaryota; Viridiplantae; Streptophyta; Magnoliopsida; Solanales; Solanaceae. Gene Ontology annotation, biological process: formation of translation preinitiation complex; positive regulation of translational fidelity. Gene Ontology annotation, molecular function: GTPase activity; translation initiation factor activity; tRNA binding.